AUGCAAAUUAUAUUAAGCAAAAUUAUUUCAGUUUUAGGAGGAAAUAUUAGCCCUUCAGCUGAGAAUUUGAAAGACAUCCUUAGAUCCGUUGGAGCUGAAGUUGUUGAUGAUAAGAUUGAGUUGCUCCUAUUUGAGGUGAAGGGUAAAGACAUUACUGAGCCUAUUGCAUCUGGAAGAGAGAAAUUGACAUUUGUCCCUUAUGGUAGUGGUGGUGGUGGUGGUGGCGGCGGCGAUGCUGCUGUCGCAGCAGAGCCAACGAAAGCGGAAAAGGUGGAAGAAAAAAGAUGA
Molecule: messenger RNA, 288 nt
Organism: Juglans regia (Persian walnut)
Lineage: Eukaryota; Viridiplantae; Streptophyta; Magnoliopsida; Fagales; Juglandaceae
Product: 60S acidic ribosomal protein P2-like
Exons: 2
Coding region: 1-288 (95 amino acids)
Biological process (GO): cytoplasmic translational elongation
Cellular component (GO): cytosolic large ribosomal subunit
Molecular function (GO): structural constituent of ribosome
Source: RefSeq, a predicted model, not a curated record